AUGAAGCUACGGGUCCGGCUGCAGAAGAGGACCUGGCCGGUGGAGAUGCCAGACGCGGAGCCGACGCUGGGGCAGCUGCGCGCGCACCUCAGCCAGGCCCUGCUGCCGUCGUGGGGCUUCAGUUCUGAUACCCGGUUUGCAAUCACAUUGAACAACAAGGAUGCCCUCACUGGAGAUGAAGAGACCUUGGCUUCAUAUGGGAUUGUUUCUGGGGACUUGAUAUGUUUGAUUCUUGAAGAUGCCAUUCCAGCACCUAACUUACCUUCAUCCACAGAUUCAGAGCAUUCCUCACUCCAGAAUAAUGACCAACCCUCUUUGGCCGCCAGCUCCAAUCAGUCCAUCGUACAGGAUGAACAACCAAGUGAUUCAUUCCAAGGACAGGCAGCCCAAACUGAUGUCAGGAAUGAUGAAAAUAUGUCGGGGCCUAGCCAGACUUUUGAAACUGAGUCAGUUCAAGAUGUUGUGGCUAUGGAAGAGGGCACAGGUGUCUGUCCCUCAGAACCGAUGCUCUGCAGUGAGUCGGUGGAGGGGCAAGUGCCACAUUCAUUAGAGGUCCUGUAUCACUCAGCCGACUGUUCCAGUCCCAGUGAUGCCCUGAUAGUGUCAAUACAUCUGCUCAUGCUGGAGUCAGGUUACAUACCUCAGGGGCCUGAGGCCAAAGCCAUGUCCAUGCCAGAGAACUGGAGGUCGGGUGGUGUGUACAAGCUGCAGUAUACACACCCUCUCUGCGAGGGCGGCUCUGCUGCUCUCACCUGUGUGCCUUUGGGAAACCUAAUUGUCAUAAAUGCUACACUAAAGAUUAACAGUGAGCUCAGAAGUGUGAACAGAUUGCAGCUGCUGCCAGAGUCAUUUAUUUGCAAAACAGAACCAGGGGAAAAUGUGGCCAAGAUCUACAAAGAUCUUCAGAAGCUCUCUCGUCUCUUCAAAGACCAGCUGGUGUAUCCUCUUCUGGCUUUUACCCGACAAGCGCUGAACCUACCGGAUGUAUUCGGGUUGGUGGUCCUGCCGUUGGAGCUGAAACUGCGGAUCUUCCGACUUUUGGAUGUUCGUUCUGUUCUGUCUUUGUCUGCAGUUUGUCGUGAUCUCUUUAUUGCUUCAAAUGACCAACUGCUGUGGAGGUGUUUAUAUCUGCGGGAUUUUCGAGAUGGUACUGCGAGAGUUCGAGACACAGAUUGGAAAGAACUGUACAGGAAGAGGUACAAACAAAGAAAAGAAGCUCAGAGAGGGCGGCAUGUGAUGUUCAUUCCAUCGUCGCCCCACCCCCUCCCAUUCUACCCCAACCCCUUGCACCCCAGGCCUUUUCCUCCCAGCUCGCUCCUUCCUCCGGGAAUUAUUGGUGGUGAAUAUGAUGAAAGACUAACCCUUCCUUAUGUCGGGGACCCGAUCAACUCACUCAUCCCUGGGCCUGGGGAGACACCCGGCCAGUUCCCUCCACUCAGACCACGUUUUGAUCCAGUUGGCCCGCUGCCAGGACCUAAUCCCAUCUUGCCAGGGCGAGGUGGCCCCGGUGACAGAUUUCCCUUAAGACCCAGUAGGGGCUGGCCCACCGACAGCCGGCUGCCAUUCAUGUGA
This is a messenger RNA of Puma concolor (puma), 1572 nucleotides long. NCBI's taxonomy places the organism in Eukaryota, Metazoa, Chordata, Mammalia, Carnivora, Felidae. The record is from RefSeq and is a predicted model, not a curated record.